AGCUUUAUAUGCCAAGUGUGAGCGACACCAAGAAGGUGCCUUUUCCUUAUUCCAGGGGAAAAAACAGCAAAGGAGUCCUCUCGGGUUGAUUUUUAUCAAUUUUUGGAAAUUUCACCUGCCAAGAUCCAUUCUUGACGGUUUUUACUCGAUCUGCAACUGGAAAAAUUCAAUCCCAGCUGGUAUUUUUGGAAUGAUAUUUUGGAUUGGUUGUUGGAAUGGCUGGAGAGGGUUGGAUUGAGCUCAAGUUCAGGCUUUUUGAUGGCACCGACAUCGGUCCUAACAAGUAUGAUGCUUCUUCAACGGUUGCGUCUCUCAAGGAAUCCAUACUUGCUCGGUGGCCCCAAGAUAAAGAACUUGCUCCAAAAACAAUAAAUGAUGUCAAGCUGAUUAAUGGGGGAAAAAUACUGGAGAACAAUAGGACGCUUGCUGAGUCUAGAGUAGCAGUUGGUGAACUUCCAGGUGGUGUAACCACUAUGCAUGUGGUUAUUCGGCCUCCCCUACCUGAUAAAAACAAUGAAAAACAAUUGGUGAAUGCUCCAAAGCAGAACAGAUGUGUAUGCAGUAUACUGUGAAUCUAAUUUUUAGCUUGAUCAUAUGUAUUCAUCAGCCACAGCAAGUUUAUUUAAAUGGCUGCAAAAAUUAUGUACACAAGUCUUUGCUGUUGCACGACGAGCUCCACAAUGAUGACUGGAGAUCAUUUUUUGGCACCCAUUGUUUCUUCCUUCCAAUGGUUGUCCUUCCUAGUUUGAAUCUUUCGGUUUCUGAAUGGUCAGUCUUCAAGCCAAUCAUGCAAGAUGAAUUGGAAAGGAUACAACAGAAAAAUGCAAGAUGACUUUUCUUGUGGAUUUUUAUGUCGUUUGUUAGUUAUUGUUGUUGUUGAUGUGUUUGUAAAUAUUGUGAAGGUUUUGCCAUGAACUAACUUCAUGUUAUGUUAUUUAUUGGUGUUAUGUCACUUGGACAAAUAAUUCACAUUUAACUCUCUCUCUCUCUCUC
Dioscorea cayenensis subsp. rotundata (Guinea yam) is the source of this 993-nucleotide messenger RNA. RefSeq names its product membrane-anchored ubiquitin-fold protein 3-like. The coding region runs from base 216 to 572 and encodes 118 amino acids. Lineage: Eukaryota; Viridiplantae; Streptophyta; Magnoliopsida; Dioscoreales; Dioscoreaceae. Gene Ontology annotation, molecular function: protein binding. The transcript has 4 exons. The record is from RefSeq and is a predicted model, not a curated record.